AUGGAGGAAUCAACGCUCCAGUGGAGUGCAUCGUCGCGCUCUCCCACGCGUGGUUUCAGAGCGGCAAACGACGGUGAUGGUCUGAAAACGCAGGAACCCGAGCUCGACAUGCAGGAGAGGGAGCGUUUGGACCGCCACGGCGGGAAGAAUCCUUCCGUCAGCCUCAACAACAGUAACGUCGCCGUAGUCGUGCACAACUCCUCGAUGGGAAACUCCAUGUGGUACUGGGUAGGACGAAUGGACGACGUAGCGCAGAAAAUAUUCUGGUCAGCCGGGCGACAUUUCGACUACGGAGUUUCUCCAAGCGUUACGCUGAAGGAUAGCGGACUGGUUGUGGAGACUCAUCGGUCGCAGUGCACACACGAGCUCAAGUACACCAUCGGUAGAGUGGACGGGGAUUUCAUCAAGUGGGGAAAGCCACACACGUACGCGAACGGCACCGAAGCGUCGGUAGCCGUCAACAACAGCGACACGGUAAUAGUCGAAGUGCAUGCGACCGACGACAAGCACAUAGACUACAAAGUCGGAGAGGUUUCUGCGAAAUCGAUUCAGUGGAGCUCUUCCAGUGCAAUCGGAUCGGGAACAGUACCACGUGUGGCUAUCAAUGAUGACAACACGGUGGUGGUAGUGUACCAGUCAAUUUCACACUGCGUGCUUAUGUGUCAAAUAGGGUUUGUCAACCAAAUGACGCUCUACUGGGGAAGGAGCAUUGAAUAUGCCAGUGGUAUCAACGGCAGUGUGUGCUUAGCAGCAAACAAUCGCCUGGUGAUUCUAAGACAAGGGUUGUGGUUGGACGAGAUGCUAUAUGGAGUUGCGAAAGUUAACCCACGGGCACGAGAAAUCGUUGAGGAAGGCAACAUUGAGAAAUGUCGAAACAGAAAGCUAUGCGAACACGAGGUGCCACAACAUGUUGACAAAGUUUUGUCGAGUGCCUAUUGGCAUCCAUCAGUGUCUAUCAACAAUCAAGGAAUGGUUUUGACUGUUUAUGGUGGCACAAACAGCAAAAAAGGCCGAAUGUUGUGGUACCAAGUGGGCAAAAUUGAUGAAAUGGAGGAUGAGGAUGACCCGUCCACUUAUCAUGAGAGUGACGAUGAGAAAUAUCUGAGUACACCUUCAGAUGAAUGCUAA
Messenger RNA from Geodia barretti, 1128 nucleotides. NCBI's taxonomy places the organism in Eukaryota, Metazoa, Porifera, Demospongiae, Tetractinellida, Geodiidae. The record is from the annotation of a GenBank genome assembly.